Molecule: messenger RNA, 1089 nt
Organism: Truncatella angustata
Lineage: Eukaryota; Fungi; Ascomycota; Sordariomycetes; Amphisphaeriales; Sporocadaceae
Exons: 3
Coding region: 1-1089 (362 amino acids)
Source: RefSeq, a predicted model, not a curated record
AUGGAGCCUGCUCCUACCACUGUGAAUGACAACCCAAUAUCCGGGCCUGCAGUGGUUGGUGUCAUGACUACUUUCAUGAUCUUGUGCACUGUUGCGACACUCGGCAGAAUAUGUACUCGCUAUAUGGUGCAUCAACAGUUUUGGUGGGAUGAUUGGACCAUGGUUGCCACAUGGGCCGGAACUGUGUCCAUGUGCAUCUUGCAGCUCCUCAUGCUCGAUCACGGUGCCGGAAAGAACGUGUGGAAUGUGUCCGGUCCGGAUUUCAAGGAGUUCUCAAAGCUGUUCAUAGACUUCCAAAUGGUUGCCCGAGUAUCCAUCUGUUUUGCCAAGGUCUCGAUCCUACUACUCUACGUGAGGGUCUUCUUUCCGGUUGGCAGCGAUAGGACAACAUUGUGGUGGAUCAUCCAGGUCGUUUUGCUACUCAACUUAUUAUACACCAUCGCGCUUAUACUGUUAGUCGCGCUUCAGUGCGUCCCGUACGGUCUUCCUUGGGGAACCACCUGCAUCAAUCAGUGGCUGCUCCUUGUGAUAUCAUCGAUCGUCAAUAUCAUCAGUGAUACCGCCGUCCUCGUGAUACCAUGGGCGUCUGUGUGGAAACUGCAGAUGGCACGAAAAAGAAAGUGGGCCGUAUGGGCUUUGUUCGCCUUCGGUACUCUCGCACCGCUUGCGAGUCUGGCUCGCCUAUGCUACCAGAUCCCGUUGGCCAGUGGGUCGAAUAAGACGGUCAUAUACACAAUUGUGGCAUUCCUCGCAAUCGCGGAGCAGGUUGUUGCUAUUAUUGUCGGAUGCAUGCCUGUUACUGCCUCUUGGGUUGUCAGGAAAAGGAGGCAGAGCAUGGAGCGCCAGGAUCGGACACUGACAGACAGGCUCAAACCUGGUCGGGAAUCGCACACAUCGCCUGGGCAAAAACGAUCAAAUCGCAGAGUGCCAGACCCAUUCGCCUUGACUGACGCGACGUACAUCAACAGCCAGGAGCAGCUUUGCUCGCAAGCCCCAAACGAUGGAACUAAUGGCUACAAAGGGCAGGAUUUGGAGCUUCUUCAGUUACGCACUUCGCAUCAGAGUGACUCAAUAUUGCGUAUUUAUUGA